This is a messenger RNA of Lindgomyces ingoldianus, 675 nucleotides long. RefSeq lists its product as uncharacterized. The record is from RefSeq and is a predicted model, not a curated record. The transcript is spliced from 5 exons. Bases 1 to 675 code for a protein of 224 amino acids. NCBI's taxonomy places the organism in Eukaryota, Fungi, Ascomycota, Dothideomycetes, Pleosporales, Lindgomycetaceae.
AUGCGGGACGAUGGAGGCUUUUUCAGUUGUUACAUGGGUCAACAGAUCAUAUCAACACAUCUGGGAUGCGCCCAUGGACUCUCAAACCACCAGUAUGGGUGGCGUUGCUCGAAAAGUCUCCAAUCCAUGAAGGACCAGGCCGACACCGACCAGGAAGUCAACAACAGUAACGUCUACACCAAUGGUGACUAUUCCAGCGGCGCUAAUGGCGAAUCUUCUCGUAAACGCCCGCCGGGCGAUGACGACAACAAUAAUGACGACCGCCCGCCUGGAAAGAGAAGGAAAGUCACAAAUAUAUACAAGGAGCCCGACACCCGUCUUCUUGCAUGUCCGUUCGCAAAGAAGGAUCCCCUGCGUCACCGGAAAUGCUUCAAGUACGUGCUCCAAGAUAUCGCUAGGCUUAAGCAACAUCUAAUGAGAGUACAUGAAUACCCGUACACUGCGCGAGAUGUUCCAAGAUAUUCUCUACUGAAGACCAGUGAGACGGCCAUCUUCGCCAACAACCCCAAUGUCCAAUCGAACCACCUCGGCGCUGGAGCCAGACGCAACGGUUCAUUCAUGUCACCGCGCAAGGGCGCAGAUGUUCCCAUAGACCUAAGCGUGGAGGACCUACAAGAGUUUGGAGAGUGCAACGAUGUGAUAGAUCUUCAUAUAUCCUUAGAUACAGUACGAUAA